AUGAAUCCUUGUCAUGAGAGGUAUGGCAAAUAUCCCGGCAGUCUGCUGCUGCUGGCCGCCCAGAAUGGUCAUGAGGGCCUCGUUCGCUUCUUCGUGAAUCACCUCCCGCGGCCGUACCAUGUCGAUCAUCCAGCGGAUCCGGAUGAAGGAACGCCGUUGAUGGCGGCUGCUAAGGGGGGGCAUCUAGCCAUCGUACACCUGCUAGUCGAGGCGGGAGCGAAUCUCGAGGUCCAGAAUCGUAGUCAAAUGACCCCGCUCAUGUUAGCCGCGGCGCAUGGUCAUCAGGGGGUUCUACGGUUCUUGAUGCAACGGGGCGCUGACCCCACUGUGACCCAACCGAACGGCUGCUCUGCCCUGUGCUGGGCAGCGGGCAGGGGGCACGUCGAGAGCGUUCGCUGCCUGCUUGAGGAGGAUGUG
Messenger RNA from Aspergillus uvarum CBS 121591, 417 nucleotides. Its product is annotated as ankyrin repeat domain-containing protein. NCBI's taxonomy places the organism in Eukaryota, Fungi, Ascomycota, Eurotiomycetes, Eurotiales, Aspergillaceae. Gene Ontology annotation, molecular function: protein binding. The transcript has a single exon. The record is from RefSeq and is a predicted model, not a curated record. The annotation marks the transcript as partial. Gene Ontology annotation, cellular component: nucleus; cytoplasm.